Molecule: messenger RNA, 1713 nt
Organism: Sporothrix schenckii 1099-18
Lineage: Eukaryota; Fungi; Ascomycota; Sordariomycetes; Ophiostomatales; Ophiostomataceae
Product: dimethylaniline monooxygenase
Exons: 3
Coding region: 1-1713 (570 amino acids)
Molecular function (GO): NADP binding; flavin adenine dinucleotide binding; N,N-dimethylaniline monooxygenase activity
Source: RefSeq, a predicted model, not a curated record
AUGGGCGUACCAGAAAAGGUACCAGAAAAGGUCGACUGCACCUACAGCCAGUUUGGUUGCAUUGGCGCAGGAUUCGCCGGAAUCGGGCUCGGCGCAACGCUCAAGCGGUGGUAUGGAAUUACCGACAUCCGCAUCUUUGAGCGCCACAGCGAUCUUGGCGGAACGUGGCACAUUAGCAAAUACCCAGGCUGCGCAUGCGACGUGCCCAGCGCGCUCUACAGCUUUUCGUUCGCCCAGAAUGCCAGCUGGUCCCAAACCCUCCCCCCCAGCGACGAGCUGUGGGCGUACCUGAAGCGCGUGGCCGACACGUACGACCUGCCCGAGAAGAUGGUGUUCAACGUUACCGUCGAAGAGUGCCGCUGGAUCCCCGAGACCAGCCGCUGGCGCAUGACCAUUCGGCACAACAAGGCCGGCACCGUCUUCUACCACGAGUGCCAGUUCCUCUUUGGCGGCACCGGCCAGCUCGUCCACCCGCGCGAGCUCGACGUGCCCGGCGCCGAGACCUUCCAGGGCGCCAUGUUCCACACCUCCCGCUGGCGGCACGACGUCGACCUGACCGACAAAAACGUCGUGCUCAUCGGCAACGGCUGCACGGCCGCGCAGAUUGUGCCGUCGAUUGUGGGCAAGACCAAGCACCUCACGCAGAUCGUCCGCUCGAAGCACUGGAUCCUGCCGAGCAUUGACGACGCCCGCGCCCGCAGCAUGCGUGCCGUGGCCAGCAAGCUGCCCCAUAGCAUCGGGACCACCCUGGCGCGUCUGGCGGUGUUCAUAGUCGCCGAGAUCGACCUCCUCGGCUUCCCCAUGACCGACUUUGCCGCCCGCUUCCGGCGCCGCCGCCGCCGCCAGGCCGAGGCCUACAUGCGGGCCACCGCCCCCGCCCAAUAUCACGACAUCCUGGUGCCCGACUUUGAGGUCGGCUGCAAGCGCCGCAUCUUCGACACGGGCUACCUUGAGAGCCUGCACGCGCCGAACCUCACCCUCACCAACGACAAGGCCCUCGAGAUUGUGCCCGAGGGCGUCCGCACCCAGAGCGGCGUCGUCCCCGCCGACGUCCUUGUCCUGGCCAACGGCUUCCAGACUAGCGACUUCUUGACCGGCAUCAACGUCGUCGGCGAGGGCGGCACGACCCUCCCGGCGCACUGGCAGUCCUUUGGCGGCCCCGAGGCCUACAACUGCACGUCGCUCAGCGGGUUCCCCAACUUCUUCAUCCUCCUCGGCCCCAACACCGCUACGGGCCACACCUCGACCAUCAUGGCCGCCGAAAACUCCAUCAACUUUGCCCUGCGCAUCAUCAAGCCCCUGCUCGACGGCGAGGGCACCCAGGUCGACGUCAAGCGGUCGGCCGAGGAGCAGUACGUGCACCGCAUCCAGGACGCACUGGCCAACACCGUCUGGAACUCGGGCUGCCAGAGCUGGUACAUUGAUCGGACCCCGGGCAAGGAGGGCAAGAAGUGGAACGGCAUGACCUACCCCUACUCGCAGAUCCACUACUGGUACCGCUGCCUGUUCCCGACCUGGUCCCACUGGAAAUACUCGGGCCCCAAGACGUCCAAACGCAGGUCCCUGCGCACCCUGCUUCGACUGUUCCUCCUGGGAACCACGGUUUCGACAAUUGCAGCGGCCUACGUCGCCCUGCAGAGACCUGAGGAGACGCGUCGCCUCAUUGCGUCCUGGAAGACCUUCCUGCCAUCUCUGCUGAAAGGCUCAAGCUAG